Molecule: messenger RNA, 1878 nt
Organism: Cladophialophora immunda
Lineage: Eukaryota; Fungi; Ascomycota; Eurotiomycetes; Chaetothyriales; Herpotrichiellaceae
Exons: 4
Coding region: 1-1878 (625 amino acids)
Biological process (GO): DNA-templated transcription; regulation of DNA-templated transcription
Cellular component (GO): nucleus
Molecular function (GO): zinc ion binding; DNA-binding transcription factor activity, RNA polymerase II-specific; DNA binding
Source: RefSeq, a predicted model, not a curated record
AUGAAGACACGGUGCAGUGGAGAUUUGCCGAGUUGCGACCGAUGCCACAAUAAGGGUAUCGAAUGCGUUUAUCCAGCGCGCGACAAGCAACUGGUUGGCAUUGGCUCUCCUGCAGUUGAACGGAGCUUUGGUGAUGCCGUUUUCGAGGGAGCUUCAGAGAUAGGGUCCCAAUCCAGCCCUUUCUUUGCAGAGCAUCUCGGUCGAGAUCGAUCUCAUGGAUCAUCCACCAUAAACUCCCCUCUGCUCACACGCGAACGGAUCUUGAAAGCUAUCCGAGCCUUUUUCCAGUAUCUACAGCCACUUCCGAGCCUUGCAAUUCUGCACAAGGCCUCUCUCUUACGACUGGUUCACCAAGACCAGGCAGAUCAAGCACUACUGGCUUCGAUCAUCGCAGUCACAUCGCAUACUUCAGAUUCUUCAGCGAGCGAUAGAGAGAUCGGUUCACGGUGCGCAGACCUGGCGGAGGGCCUGAUCAUGGCUGAAUUCAAACGGCCUUCCUUCUUCAAGUUGCAGGCAUUGUUGUUCGUCAUCAGGUACAGAAUAUGGACCGGUUCCCAUGAUGACGCAGUUUUGCUCAUGGCUCAACUUACACGUUCCGCGUUUGCUCUGCGGAUCAAUCAUGAAACGUUACGGCCUUCCUUUUAUGUCCAAGAAGCACGACGCAGAUUGAUGUGGGCUAUCUACAUCCUCGAUUCAACGAUGGCUUGCGGACUUCAGGAGUAUACGUUGUGCCCAAUAACCGCGAUACAUCUUCGCCUUCCAGCGGUGGAAGACGACUUUGAGCUCAAUAAUGAGAACAUUUUCGACCGUCUCCGAGAGCAUGGGCCUCAAUCUGUUCGUCUCGGAAUAUUAGCCUAUUAUGUGCGCAUAAUCAACCUCCAUGACGAGAUUCUGAGGUGCAAGAGGCAAGCUAUGUCCUCAAGGUCCGAUUUCCGUGCGACAUCAUCGCGCUUCCAGAACCUAGAAAAGGAUCUGGAGACAUUCGUUUCGAGACUGCCUCCAGGCGAACAAUUCUCCGAGAGGAACCUGGCAUUGCGAGCAUAUUCACCUCGUCUACCGCGUUAUGUAAUGACGCAUAUCUGGUGGCAUCAAUGCCAUUGUCAACUAUUUCGUGGUACAAUACCCGCUCUCGGCGAGCCAUUGCCACAGGAUUAUCUGGACCAUCUCGGUGCAGAUGCCAGUCAUGAACAGCAAGUCAAAUGUCUCCUCCAUGCUCACACGAUUGCCGAAAUUUUCUCCUCUCUUCUAGAAAUCGAGGGCGGUACAUGGACACUGGAGUAUGAAAUGGCAGAGUGUGCACAUAGCGCCACAGAGGUCUUGUUGGUCAGUGACACCACACAUCGGGAUCGGCUAGGCAUCUCGGCUGAGGACAUUGUACGGGAUGUGACCAUUUGUCUGCGACUAAUCAGACAGAUGUCCCAUAUGUACCCAGCAGUAACUCCUAUGAUCACGAGCAUCGAGCAGGCACUGCUUCCCCCGGCGCAAGGCUCUUUAGGGAAUCCCAAACCCCUGAAAUUCACAAGGGAGAUCGUCCCCAAGCAGUUCAUUUCAAGACAUACUGUGUUGGGCAACGUCGGUUUCACAGACGACAGUCCUAAGCUUGAAAUGAUCCCCUCAGCGAAGAUCCAGACACCCAUACAGCCUCCGGAGCAACCCAACGUGGGCGAGGCGACCUUGACACCACCGGAAAUGCCAAGUGAUGCCCACCCGGUACCAUUCCCGGUGAACGAGGCGUUUCCGAGUCUGGAAUCAACGGAAAAUGUGGAGCUGGGCGAUGCGUUCCCUUAUCUGGAGUCGGUAUCCAGUGCCUGGGAUCAGAUGUCCCUGUUUCAAGACCCGUUCGGGGCUUUUGACGAAGGCACCGAGGAGGCCAUGUGA